UAUACUUUGUCUGUCUGUUUUUGUCUGUCUUUUAAACGUGGAAAUUGGAUGCAAUUAAAUCGUAAAACACACAAUGAAAUUAUACAUUGAUGAUAAUUGCAGUAUUAGUUCCUUAAAAAUUCUAGCCAUUUCAAAGUUUUAUUGCGUAAACGUUAAUGUUUCUCCUUCAUCUGGCAUUAGAAAUUCACGGAUACCUAUUUUUGAAGCAUCAGAUGGUUCAUCAUAUUUUUCGGCUAAUGCAUGUUGCAGAUAUUUAGUUGAAGUUAGUGGUAAUCCUGUAAAUUAUGAAACUGAUGCAUGGUUAGAAUGGGAAUCUUCUACUUUGCAGCCAUCAGUUGGACUUUUGCUGAAAACAGGAAAAGGUGAAACUAUACCAGCAGAUUUUAAAAGGAAUUUGAUCUAUUUAAAUGCAGUUCUUGGGAAACAAAAUUAUUUUUCAGGAAAGGACUCGCUGAAUGUUUCUGACAUUGUCAUAUGGGCAAAUUUGUACCCAUUAUUUAAGUCAUCACUUUUAUCAGAUGUGUCUGAUCUUCCAAAUAUCCAGAGAUGGAUCUUAAGUUUAAAAAAUCAAGAUUCUUUAAAUAAAGCUUUCUUAAUUAUUUUUGGAGAUGCCAAAUCUGAAAAUUUAAAGAAAAAAUUAGCUGUCCAGCCUAUUCACUAUGUUCAGCCACACAGUUUUAUGCCUAUUGAUGUACCUGGAAUUUCAUUAGAAACUCUGACUAUUGCAGAAGUUGCCUCUAAAGAAAAUGAAGAAUCUGUCAAAGAACCAGAAGUAACAUCUGAGGAAAUUACUGUUGCAUAUGAGAAAUGGCUUAAAGGAAGAAGUAUACUACUUUCCAUUAAAAAAGAAGUGCCAAUAUUACCAAAGGAAGGUGAAAGAAAUGUGCUUAUAACAAGUGCUUUGCCAUAUGUUAACAAUGUCCCACAUUUAGGAAAUAUCAUUGGUUCUGUUCUGAGUGCUGAUGUUUUUGCGAGGUAUUGCAGACUAAGAGGCUAUAAUACACUGUACAUUUGUGGAACAGAUGAAUAUGGCACUGCUACUGAAACCAAAGCUAUUGAAAAAGGAGUCACACCAAGAGAAAUAUGUGAUGAAUACAAUAAAUUACAUUCUGAAAUUUAUGACUGGUUUAAUAUCUCAUUUGAUUAUUUUGGAAGGACAACUACAAAUAAGCAAACAGAGAUUGCACAGGAUAUUUUCAAAAAGUUACACUCACAAAACUUAUUACUUACUGAUACUGUUGAGCAGCUAUAUUGCGAAUCAUGUAAACGGUUUCUUGCAGACAGGUUUGUAGAAGGGACUUGUCCUCUGUGUUCUUAUGAAGAUGCCAGAGGUGAUCAGUGUGAUAAAUGUGGUAAAUUAAUAAAUGCCCCCGAUUUAAAAAAUCCACAAUGCAAAGUCUGUAGAACUACUCCUCAUUUACGUUCUUCAAAGCAUCUUUUCUUGGAUCUUCCUAAGCUAGAAGCAUCUAUAAAGAAACAUUUGGAUAAAGCUACUUCUACUGGGCAUUGGUCAAAUACUGCUCAGGUAAUAUCUUACUCAUGGCUUAAAGAUGGUUUGAAACCACGCUGCAUUACUCGAGAUUUAAAAUGGGGUACACCUGUACCUUUAGAAGGUUUUAAAGAUAAAGUUUUCUACGUUUGGUUUGAUGCACCAAUUGGGUAUUUGUCUAUUACGGCAAAUUAUACUGAAGACUGGGAAAAAUGGUGGAAACAACCUGAUCUUGUUCAACUAUAUCAAUUCAUGGCAAAAGACAAUGUUCCAUUUCAUUCUAUAAUAUUUCCUGCAAGUCAGAUUGGAACUAAAGAUAAUUACACAAUUGUAAAUCAUUUGGCUGCUGUUGAAUACUUAAAUUAUGAAGAUGUGAAAUUUUCAAAAAGUCGAGGCAUUGGUGUAUUUGGAGAUGAUGCAAAAGUGACAGGAAUUCCAUCUGACAUUUGGAGGUUCUAUUUAUUGUAUUUAAGACCAGAGGCACAAGACACAUACUUUAGUUGGAAUGAUUUGAUGUUAAAAGUGAAUUCAGAGCUUCUGAAUAACUUAGGAAAUUUUAUCAACAGAGCUCUUUCAUUCGUAAACAAUAAUUUUGGUGGUGUUAUACCCGAAUUGUUACUUGGUGAUUCCGAGAAAUUAUUAAUUGCUCAAGUUGAUCAAGAACUUAAAAAUUACAUUUCUUGUAUGGAGAAAACCAGACUUCGUGAUGCAAUAAAAUAUAUUCUGAAUAUCAGUCGCAUCGGUAACCAGUAUAUCCAGGCCAAUAAGCCUUGGGAGUUGGUUAAGGGAUCUGCUGCAGAAAAAGCAAAAGCUGGAACAAUCCUUGGUUUGAGUGCAAAUAUUUGUUGUCUUCUUUGUACUCUUUUGGAACCAUAUAUGCCAGAUACUUUUAAAAAUUUGAAAACUCAACUCAACACCGAACAGUCUCUUCAUAUUUUAAUAAAUGAUUUCGUUUGUUUACUUCCGAAGGACCAUAAAAUUGGAAAACCUGUGCCUUUGUUCAAAAAAAUUGAUCAAGAUCUUAUUAACAAUUUAAAAACAAAGUAUGGGGGUAGACAAUCACCUGAUAAGGAUUCAAGUUCACCGAAAAAGCUACCUGGAAAGACUGUAAAUAAAGAAGCUGCAGAUAAUCUUCCUAAUGGUUUGGAUGCCGAAGAAGUUGCGAGCUUGGAGUCACUAGUAACAGUACAGGGCAAUAAAGUUCGUGAACUUAAAGCCAAAAAAGAAAGUAAAACAGAAAUAGAUGAAGCAGUAGCUGUCCUAUUAGAACUUAAGAAGAGAUUAGCAGUUGCUAAAGGAGAAAAUCCUGACCAAUUUCAAGGAAAAUCUAAAUCUAAAAAGAAGAGGUGAUAAAAAUGCAUGUUUUAUUUAUUGUAUGCAUAAUCUAGAAUAAAAUUUUUUAUCAUACUAGA
Messenger RNA from Stegodyphus dumicola, 2901 nucleotides. RefSeq names its product methionyl-tRNA synthetase 1 (gene MetRS). Gene Ontology annotation, molecular function: methionine-tRNA ligase activity; ATP binding. Gene Ontology annotation, cellular component: cytosol; aminoacyl-tRNA synthetase multienzyme complex. NCBI's taxonomy places the organism in Eukaryota, Metazoa, Arthropoda, Arachnida, Araneae, Eresidae. Gene Ontology annotation, biological process: methionyl-tRNA aminoacylation. The record is from RefSeq and is a predicted model, not a curated record.